Oldenlandia corymbosa var. corymbosa is the source of this 3325-nucleotide messenger RNA. The record is from the annotation of a GenBank genome assembly. Lineage: Eukaryota; Viridiplantae; Streptophyta; Magnoliopsida; Gentianales; Rubiaceae.
UUUAAUUUAAUAAUAUAUGUGCUGAAAUGACGAAGUUAUCCUUUCAGCUGCUUCUAGGCCUUUACUCUCUCGUCUAAUAUUUGUCUUCUUUGCUUCGAAUACUUUUGGUCGGUUUGUUUCUUCUAUCCCUCAAAUUCUAGGGUUCCCUCAACCCACCUUUUAUUCCCAAUUUCUGUCUCCGCCAAUUCGCGAUUCGGAUUCUCUAAACCCUUUAAGCAACGAGUUCACAGCUUAGAAAACCCUGAAUAUGGCGGCGUCUGGGUCGGUAGUGCCCGGAAAUAGGAAUCGUCGGGCUGGGGCGAACGACGAAGGUUUAGUCUUCGAGACAUCCAAGGGUGUGGAGCCGAUUCUGAGCUUUGACGAGAUGGGCAUCAAAGACGACUUGUUGAGAGGAAUUUACAAUUACGGCUUCGAGAAACCAUCCGCUAUUCAGCAGAGGGCUGUCCUUCCCAUUAUUACUGGCCGUGAUGUUAUUGCUCAGGCCCAGUCUGGAACUGGAAAGACCUCCAUGAUUGCCCUCACCGUUUGCCAAGUCGUUGAUACCAAAUCUUCAGAGGUGCAAGCCUUGAUAUUAUCUCCUACAAGGGAGUUGGCUGCACAGACAGAGAAAGUGAUACAAGCCAUUGGUGAAUUCAUCAAUGUGCAAGCGCAUGCUUGCAUUGGAGGCAAAAGUGUAGGUGAAGAUAUCAGGAAGCUAGAGCAUGGGGUUCACGUUGUUUCCGGAACCCCUGGGAGAGUAUGUGAUAUGAUCAAAAGAAGAACUCUGCGAACAAGAGCUAUCAAAUUGUUAAUUCUUGAUGAGUCAGAUGAGAUGUUGAGUCGUGGUUUUAAGGAUCAAAUUUAUGAUGUCUAUAGAUACCUUCCCCCUGAGCUUCAGGUGGUUUUAAUUUCUGCCACCCUUCCGAAUGAAAUAUUGGAGAUAACGAGCAAAUUUAUGACAGAUCCUGUUCGGAUUCUUGUCAAACGUGAUGAAUUGACUUUGGAGGGCAUCAAGCAAUUCUUCAUUGCUGUGGAAAGAGAAGAGUGGAAAUUUGAUACUCUUUGUGAUCUUUAUGAUACUUUAACCAUCACUCAGGCUGUUAUAUUCUGCAACACUAAGAGGAAGGUUGACUGGCUAACAGCUAAGAUGCGGGAAAACAAUUUUACAGUCUCUUCAAUGCAUGGAGACAUGCCCCAGAAGGAGCGUGAUGCAAUUAUGUCUGAAUUUCGAUCAGGUGAAACUCGUGUUCUAAUCACCACUGAUGUUUGGGCGAGAGGGCUUGAUGUUCAACAGGUAAAUCUUUAUGGUAUUCCUUAAUUAUUCUUCUUAUUUUUGUCCUGCAUCAUUUGUUGGAACACGUGGUGCUAUCGUGGGUGAAAAAUGAAUAUGGCUGUCAGUCAACUUGUCUCCCAUUGGACUUCUUUGUUUCUUCUGGGAGGUGCCGUGUCAACUCCUUUUGCAACCUGGUGCAGUGGUCGGUAGUUGCAGUUACAUGAUAAGAUGCCUCAUAGAAUUAAGGAUAAAGAUAGUUAAUCUGGUGGUCAUUUGCCAUUUGUAAACCUGAAUAUGCCCAGAUAUAGGGAAGGUAAAUAAGGAAGGUAUAAACAAGUUGAAAUUGUUAAUCUGGGCAUGAGGUUUGCGCUGUGCUUUACAAUAACCCAAGCGGAGAUGAGCUUUUGAGAUUUGAUUUCGUUGGUUCUAUCUGGGGCAGUAUGUUUAGAACAUCAAACACUUGUUAGUUGGUAUCAUUAAGUUGCAGGAACUUUUUUAUUUGUGGAUAUUAGAGCAGUUCUUAAUUCGAUGAUUCAUUAAUUCCAUUCACGGAUAGACUUGUCACCCUUUCAUCUGCUUUUACUUUCUUUUUUUUUUUGUGGGUUUGCUAUUAUGAUUUCUCUUUGGUUCUGGUGGACAGAUGUGCUUUAUUUAGCUCACACUGAUGCUAAUCCUUUUGUUCAAAUUUUUGUUUUGAAGGUUUCAUUGGUGAUUAAUUAUGACCUUCCCAACAAUCGAGAACUUUACAUCCACAGGAUUGGUCGAUCUGGACGUUUUGGACGGAAGGUAUUCUAACAUAUACUUUGAUGACACUGCCUCCUGCUUUAUUAGGAUAUUUACACUUUCUUCUCACUUCAAAGUAAUUAGGAUAUAUACAUCCCGCUCUUCACAAUUUAGUACAUAGUUGUGAAAAAUUCAUUGAAUUGGUGUUUGAAAUGUGAUGAUAUCUUGUAGACUCCUGCUAAUGGCCCUGCUAAUUGAAAAGCAUUUUUCCUGCCUGGGAAGUUGGUUGCAAUUUCAUCAUGGUGAAAUUAAAAUUCAUAGUAUCAUGAUGUAAAAGUGUCUCGUGAACAUUAUGUACAAGCAUAAUUUCGCUUAUUGGUGUACUCGGUGUUUGUUGUUGCCUCAUACAUGCUGCUUGUUAAUAUCAUUGGACAUUGUCUUCUUACUCCUUUUGCAGGGUGUUGCUAUCAACUUUGUUAAAAGUGAUGAUAUCAAGAUUUUGAGAGAUAUUGAGCAGUAUUACAGUACUCAAAUCGAUGAAAUGCCCAUGAAUGUGGCAGAUCUCAUCUAGGCCUGCGCAUCUGGCUUUGUGAUUUGGUUUUGGGAAUAUUGUUGAUGGCACGUUGAUGGCGGAUGGUGUCAAAAAAGAUCGUUUCAGUUUGAGUGCAAUAUUCCCCGACACCACCAGGCAUGGUUUGUUGUGGAUUCUGCAUUUGGUCUUUGAUUUGCUGAUUGAAAUAUUGUUUUAAACAGAUAAGUAGGGAGGGGUACCCUACUGGUGAAUUGUAAUUUUUGGGAAUGGUAGAGUCAGUAGCUGGAAACUAAGUUAGAGGUAGCCGUGUAUUUCAACACUUUGGAGAGUUGACACUGGAAGUAUUUAUGUGCUUUUAUCUUUUCUUUAUUGAUGGCUUUAUUUUAUUUUUUAUUGCGUGAUUUGUAAAGGAUAAUGGAUAUUUAGGUGCAAAAUUGGGAAAACUUUGCUAGGAAAAAAGCACUUGUAAGAAUGUGUAAAUUGGAAGGCUGGCUAGGAACAUGAUUUGAAUGACAUCAGCAAAUUUAUACAAUCAUCAAGACAAAAGUAUUUAACCAAGUAAUAAGAGUGCUAGUGCUUGGAGUAAUCUGAAUUCCAAUGGAUACCAUCAUUUUGAUUACUCUCGAAACAAUAACAUAACCCACAGCUGAAACGGAAUCUUGGUAUCCAAACUUGGGACUGUUACCUCCUUGGCAGUCCACCGGUGUAAUGUAGGUCCGUUUUGGAUCCUUAUUCAUGGAACUUCCCCCACACACUUUUCAUUUUCAGCCACUCCAGAAUUAGUAUCAGUUUCAAGGCUCCCGCCAUUACACACUAAU